This is a messenger RNA of Vombatus ursinus (common wombat), 5569 nucleotides long. It is a transcript of the gene PRP4K, whose product is annotated as pre-mRNA processing factor 4B. Bases 25 to 3141 code for a protein of 1038 amino acids. The record is from RefSeq and is a predicted model, not a curated record. Gene Ontology annotation, biological process: peptidyl-serine phosphorylation; peptidyl-threonine phosphorylation; mRNA cis splicing, via spliceosome. The transcript has 19 exons. Gene Ontology annotation, molecular function: protein serine/threonine kinase activity; ATP binding. Lineage: Eukaryota; Metazoa; Chordata; Mammalia; Diprotodontia; Vombatidae.
UUCAUUCUUCUCCGAGCGGAGCGCAUGCGCGACGAUUCCCUUCCAACUACCACCUUCCCCUGUCCCGGCAGCCGCCGCCGCUGCCGCCAAGGAGUCGGGAAGUUCAAAAUGGCCGCCGUGGAGUCUCAGCUGCCGCGGGAAGCGCCUCAGAUGGAAGAUGCAGAUAAUUCUGAAAAGAGCAUAAAUGAAGAAAAUGGAGAAGUAUCAGAGGAGGACCAAUCUCAAAAUAAGCACAGUCGACACAAAAAAAAGAAGCACAAACAUAGAAACAAACACAAGAAACAUAAACAUUCUUCAGAAGAUGACAAGGACAAAAAACAUAAACAUAAGCAUAAACAUAAGAAACAUAAACGAAAAGAGGUUAUUGAUGCCUCUGACAAAGAAGGUGCAUCUCCAGCAAAAAGAACUAAAAUUGAUGACUUAGCUUUGCUGGAAGACUUGGAGAAACAAAGAGCUUUGAUUAAAGCUGAACUUGAUAAUGAGUUAAUGGAAGGAAAAGUUCAGUCUGGGAUGGGACUAAUAUUGCAGGGGUAUGAGUCAGGCUCUGAAGAAGAGGGAGAAAUACACGAGAAGGCAAGAAAUGGGAAUAGAUCAACUGCUAGGUCAUCAAACACUAAGGGGAAACUUGAACUUGUAGACAAUAAAAAUAGUUCAAAGAAACGAAGCAAAAGCAGAUCAAAAGAACGGACUAGACAUAGAUCUGAUAAAAAGAAAAGCAAGGGAAGUGUUGAAGGAGUUAAAGAAAAAACAACCAGAAGUAAGUCUAAAGAAAGAAAAAAGUCCAAAAGUCCAUCUAAAAGAAGCAAAUCUCAAGAUCAAGCAAGAAAAUCAAAAUCGCCAGCACUUAAAAGGCGAUCUCAGGAGAAAAUUGGAAAGGCCAAAUCCCCUAUUGAGGAUAAGAUUAAAUUAGAAGAUAAAAGUAAAUCAAAAGAUCGAAAGAAAUCCCCAAUUGUAAAUGAAAGCAAAAGUCGUGACCGUGGAAAAAAAUCCAAAUCUCCCAUAGAACUAAGAAGCAAAUCCAAAGACAGAAGGUCACGAUCCAAAGAUAGAAAAUCCAAACGAUCUGAGACUGAUAAAGAAAAGAAGCCAAUUAAAUCUCCCUCUAAAGAUGCUUCCUCUGGGAAAGAAAAUAGGUCCCCAAGUAGAAGACCAGGUCGUAGUCCUAAAGGAAAAAGUUUAUCUCCAAAACAGCGUGAUAAAUCAAGACGGAGUAGGUCCCCACUACUUAAUGAUCGGAGAUCCAAGCAAAGUAAAUCACCAUCUCGAACUCUGUCUCCUGGUAGAAGAGCAAAGAGUCGAUCAGUGGAAAGAAAACGGAGAGAACCAGAAAGGAGAAGGCUUUCUUCUCCGAGAACACGUCCUAGAGAUGAUAUUCUUAGCAGACGAGAGAGAUCAAAAGAUGUCAGUCCUAUUAGCAGAUGGUCUCCAAGUAGAAGAAGAUCAAGUAGGUCUCCUAUCCGUAGGAGAUCUCGUUCACCAAUCAGGCGAAGCAGAACUCCAAGAAGGAGAAGCAGGUCUCCAAGAAGAAGAGAUAGAGGUAGGCGGAGUAGAUCUCGACUUCGACGGAGGUCUCGAUCGAGGGGUGGUCGUAGGCGCAGAAGCAGAAGCAAAGUAAAGGAAGAUAAAUUUAAAGGAAGCCUUUCUGAAGGAAUGAAAGUUGAACAGGAGUCAUCAUCUGAUGAUAACCUAGAAGACUUUGAUGUUGAAGAAGAAGAUGAAGAAGCCCUAAUAGAGCAGAGAAGAAUCCAAAGGCAGGCAAUUGUUCAGAAGUAUAAAUACCUUGCUGAGGAUAGCAAUAUGUCUAUGCCAUCUGAGCCAAGCAGCCCUCAGAGUAGCACUCGAACACGUUCACCCUCCCCUGAUGACAUUUUAGAACGAGUUGCUGCUGAUGUUAAAGAAUAUGAAAGGGAAAAUGUUGAUACAUUUGAGGCUUCAGUAAAAGCCAAACACAAUCUUAUGACAGUUGAACAAAAUAAUGGUUCAACUCAAAAGAAGUUAUUGGCUCCUGACAUGUUCACCGAAUCAGAUGAUAUGUUUGCUGCAUAUUUUGAUAGUGCUCGUCUUCGGGCUGCUGGCAUUGGAAAAGAUUUCAAAGAGAAUCCCAAUCUCAGGGAUAACUGGACUGAUGCAGAAGGCUAUUAUCGUGUUAAUAUAGGUGAAGUCCUUGAUAAACGUUAUAAUGUAUAUGGCUACACUGGCCAAGGUGUCUUCAGUAAUGUAGUGAGAGCCAGAGAUAUGGCAAGAGCAAACCAGGAAGUGGCAGUGAAAAUCAUCAGGAACAAUGAGCUUAUGCAAAAAACAGGUUUAAAAGAACUGGAAUUUUUGAAAAAGCUUAAUGAUGCUGAUCCAGAUGACAAAUUUCAUUGUUUAAGGCUCUUCCGACACUUUUACCACAAGCAACAUCUCUGCCUUGUAUUUGAGCCUCUAAGUAUGAAUUUACGAGAGGUCUUGAAAAAGUAUGGAAAGGAUGUUGGUCUCCAUAUUAAGGCUGUAAGAUCCUAUAGUCAGCAGUUGUUCUUGGCAUUGAAACUUCUUAAAAGGUGCAACAUCCUACAUGCUGAUAUCAAGCCAGACAAUAUCUUGGUUAAUGAAUCAAAAACUAUUCUAAAGCUUUGUGAUUUUGGAUCGGCCUCACAUGUUGCAGAUAAUGACAUUACACCCUAUCUCGUCAGUAGAUUUUAUCGGGCUCCUGAAAUUAUUAUAGGAAAAAGCUAUGACUACGGUAUAGAUAUGUGGUCUGUAGGCUGCACACUAUAUGAACUUUAUACUGGAAAAAUAUUAUUUCCUGGUAAAACCAAUAAUCAUAUGUUGAAACUUGCUAUGGACCUCAAAGGAAAAAUGCCAAAUAAGAUGAUAAGAAAAGGUGUGUUCAAAGAUCAACACUUUGAUCAAAAUCUCAACUUCAUGUACAUAGAAGUAGAUAAAGUAACAGAAAGGGAGAAAGUUACUGUCAUGAGCACCAUUAAUCCUACCAAGGACCUCUUGGCUGAUUUGAUUGGGUGCCAGCGACUUCCUGAAGACCAACGCAAAAAAGUACACCAGCUAAAGGACUUGUUGGACCAGAUCUUAAUGUUGGACCCAGCUAAACGAAUUAGCAUCAACCAGGCUCUACAGCAUGCCUUCAUCCAGGAAAAAAUUUAAAUGAGAUGAAGAAGCUCAAAGGGUUUGAGUAAUUAAAAUACAAAGACUGAAGAAAUUUCACAGCAGAUUAUUAAUGUAUAUAAACUUAUAAAUAUUUCCCCCGCAAAUUGAGGAAGCAUGAUAUAUUUGAAUUAACACCAAGGCUGAUAUUUCUUUUAGAAAUGUUAGAGUAAAUCUGUUUGUGUCUUAUGUGAAAAUUUUCACUGUAGAACUGUUUUAAUUGCUGAGACUGCACACAAGUACAGUGCUAAUGUAAAUGGUUGCAGUUCACAUCAAAAAGAAAAAAAAUCUGUUAUAAAAUGAACAGUAAUACUGGGUGGAUGAUUGGUUUUUUAGCAGACUUGGCUUCAUUUUUGUCUUUAAAAAAAAAAAAAAAGGCCAGCAUAAAUGCUGUUUAUAUUCACGUUUUCCUAGGUGUGUGUGUGCAGGCCACAGCAGCAUGCCCUUGGUGUAGUCAGUGCCGAAAGGGGUCUGUUCCUUCUUGAGCCUGCCUGCAGGGAUGGUCUCCUCUUUUAAAGCAGGUUGUGUACAACUUUCAGUACACUGAAGGCAUAAACCUUCCACUCUUGAACAAAGCAGCUGCUUUUUAAAAGCGAGAAAAAAAGAAAGCGGGCCACAGGCCAUUCAACGCCUUCUCCAGGGGGCCUGAUUUGCUGAGACUCCAACUUCACCUUCUUAACAAGGUGCAGCUCAAGGAAGAUGAUGACAACCAGAAGACAUGAGCUAAGGGUAAGUGACUAUUCUUCAGAAGAACCUUUUGCAUUUAAAUGAUCAAGAUAUGGGAGCCUGUUCUCUGGAAUGUUGAAGAUACAUCCUAACCAUUUCAUGACAUAUUGAACUGGAAUAAGCAUUAAGGAGCACAUUUUCUUGACUUAGUUAUUGGUCACUUAAUGAAAUGUGCCUCUUUUACUCUAUAGUCUUUUUUCUCCUUCAUUUUAGUUUGGUAUUCUGUAUGCCUUUACUUUAGAAGGAUGAUCUUCAAAAAUAACAUUUCCAAACUGGCAAGACAUUGUCUUAAGUAUUUGUUCUAUGUUUUAUUCCUUUAGAUAAUGCUAUUAAAAUACUUGAUUGUUUCCCACAGUAGCAAAAACAUAUGCUGUAACUUUAAAAUUAUUACUUAAUAAAAUAUUUAGGUGUUCAAAUAUUGCUGUUUAGCUUUUAGUGUCCCAAAAUAGCUUGCAAAGAUAUACUAAUUUUUUUUAUAGACCCAAAUCAAAUCAUUACAAUUUUUUUAGCACAGUGGAAGAUACAGUAUAAAUCUCAAAUACAAAAGUAAUGCACAUUUCUUCCACUAAAGGAUACUAAUUUGGCAAGAGAAAGAAGAUUGAUUUCAGCACGCUUUUGCUUUUAACUCUAUUGCUAACUUUGAUCUUGAGGUUGAUGUGUUUAUUUUCCUGACUGGUCUUAAAUACUAGGAGUGCCAGGGAAAAUAUUAAUAAUUAUUCCUUUAGAAAUUAGAAAUGGACAGUUUACAGCCAUGCUUGCUCAAAAAGCCCGUUAUAUGAAAGUUUGGGGAUUGAAAAGGAACUUAAUCUAUGGUUUAUUUACUACCUUCCACCCCAAGACUAUAAUGAACAAAUUUCUCAUAAAGUUUUUCAGAAUUUUAUGUACUUCAACUACAGUUAGAAUUCACUACCUCUUAAUUUAGAAUUAUUUGUUGUUUUCCAAAUAUUAUAUUGUAGUGGGCUACUGUAAAACUGUAUCAUGGUUAUAUAAAAUUUGCCAUGUUACUAACGUACUGUAUCACUUGCCAUAAAUAUUUUGAGGCAUUUAAUCUUGUAUAUUUUACAGCCUAUAAGUUUUAAAAUUAAGGUCCUCUGCUUCAGAAGGAUGUAUUUCAUAUCUGUAGUCUUGUUUGCAUGCCACUGAAAUGAAUGAAAAAAAGCAGCUGCUUACAUACAGUAACAUGUAAGGCAAGUAGUGUAGGAUAUCAGAUGGGAAUGGAGACAGGUAAAAUAUUUCCAAGUUUUAUAAGGAUACUUAUGAAGACCCACUAAUUGGAGCCUCCCAAGGCUCUAUUUAGUCUUGUUUUGAAAUAGAUUAUCCAAUCUUUAUUUUCUAGAUUUGGAUUCAUCUAUUGUUUUUUCUUGGGUCAUUGUGCUUAUUUACUCUAUAGCUAAUCAGGUGACGGGCCUAUGGGAGCACAAUGUAAAAGCAUUUUAUAUAUAUACUGUACUUGUAUUAGAAAGAACUAGCUUUCAAGCAAGAAUAAUUUCAAUUUUUUGGUCAUUUAGCAAAAUUUUGUAUUUGUAAGGAAGAGUAUUAACAAGAAAGUAUAACUGAACUUUUUAAAAUUUGAAGGACAUGAAAUGUAUGUUCUUUGGAACCAAAUAGUACAAAUUUGAUAUUUCUGCUUAUAUCAGUUUGAAUUGUAUAACAUGGUAAGAGUUUAUGGAUCCAACUCUAAAUAAAUAUGCUUCUCCCUGAA